ACCGGAGCUAGCAGUCCACAUUUCCGUGACUUUACCAGCGGACCGUGGCCCAGUCAAAACAAUGCAGCCGCGCUGGCCUGGUGCUGCAGCUGCACUUAGCUUUAAAUCUCCAACAAAUUGUUAACGUCUGUGCGCACUCAGCCCUCCGCCUGGUGCUUCACCUCGGCGGGGUCACGUCGCGUCACUGCUGCGGUGAUUUCUCCUUUAGUUGUGCGCAUUUAGGAGUUUUUUCGUGGGUGUUUCUCAUCGAGUUAACGGCGACGGCUGGAAAUGGAAACUGCUAACAGGCGUCUGCUGCUAGGUAGCCUGAGAGUAGUGGAGGGGAGCGGCUAAAAACAGCCUUUUUUUUCUUUCUUGUGAAAAAAGGGGAGUAUAAGCGAGUUAAACACGCUCCUGGUGGUUUUGCCUUUUAGCAUGGUGGAGUAGGAGGCUCCAGCGUUGAAGCUACCGGGCUCAUCCGACCUACCGACUCACAGCUCGCUCUCACCCCGGGGAGGCUCGUGAUGGCCCCGGGCUCGCUGGUGGCGGCCUGCCGCAGCCUGGCCCUCUCUACGUGGCUGCUCUCCUUCUGCUUCGUCCACCUGCUGUGCCUGGACUUCACCGUGGCCGAGCGGGAGGAGUGGUACACCGCCUUCGUCAACAUCACCUACGUGGACCCGGCCACCUCGGAGCUGCGCACCGAUAAGACGGAGUGCGGGCGAUAUGGCGAGCACUCUCCGAAGCGGGACGCCAAGGGGGUGUUGGUCCUACCCGCAGCACCGCUCGACCGCCAGGCCUGCGACCCCAACACCCGCUUUGCGGUGCCCGCUCAGGCCGGGGCCUGGGUGGCGCUGAUAGCCCGGGGCAACUGCACCUACAAGGACAAGAUCCGCCACGCUGCAGCCCACAACGCCUCUGCGGUGGUCAUCUUUAAUGUGGGCUCCACCAAUACUAACGACACCAUCACCAUGCCUCACCUAGGUGCGAGCGAGGUCGUCGCCAUCAUGAUCCCGGAGCCAAAAGGCCGCGAGAUCGUAUCGCUGUUGGAACGAAAUGUGACGGUCACCAUGACGAUCACCAUCGGGACAAGGAACCUGCAGAAGUACGUGAGCAGGACGUCGGUGGUGUUCGUAUCGAUCUCCUUCAUCGUGCUGAUGAUCAUCUCCCUCGCCUGGCUCGUCUUCUACUACAUCCAGAGGUUCAGAUACGCCAACGCGCGGGACCGGAACCAGCGGCGUCUUGGUGACGCAGCGAAGAAGGCCAUCAGUAAGCUGCAGCUUCGCACCAUCAGGAAGGGCGACCAGGAGACUGAGCCCGAUUUUGACAACUGUGCCGUCUGCAUCGAGGGCUAUAAGGCCAACGACGUGGUCCGCAUCCUGCCCUGCAGACAUUUGUUUCAUAAGAGCUGCGUAGAUCCGUGGCUGCUGGACCACCGCACAUGUCCCAUGUGCAAGAUGAACAUCCUGAAAGCUCUGGGCAUCGCUCUGAACGCAGACUGUCUGGACGACCUGCCUCUGGACUACGACCUGGACCUGGGCCGUGUAAGUGGGGUGGGCGGCGUUGGGGUUCUGGCCCUAGAGGCUGUGGUGUCCGGGGCAUCCAGCGACGGCACGCUGAGCGAGGGUGGCUCCUCUGUGGUGCUGGACCCCGGCGUGCGGCGGGUCGGGCUCCCACAGGACUACCAGGACCCUGACACCCUGAGGGACAGCCCUGUGACCGCCACCACGGACACCCACACAGGUGAGCUUCAGCCAAUGGCGAGCAGCGCCUCAGUGGCAUCAUUUGUCAUCGCUGUGGAAACGGGUCUGUCAGACGAGGAAGUGUCCUUGGAGCAACCUCAGUUGGUGGACAAGUCCUGAGAGCAGCACAGCACAACCUAACCAGAACCGGCCCAAACCAGGCUCUAAUCAGGUUCAGAUUAGAUAAAUAACAGACCUGACUGUUAUAUUAAAAAAAACAAAAUGAUGAAAAAGAAAAAAAUGUAUCUGAACCAAACCUGACUGCAUUCGACUGAGCAAAACCUGAGCUAGGCCUAGGAUCUGGUUCUGGUUUUCUCUGGUUCCAAGUGGAUGAUAAAACCCAGAUCCAGCACCAGGGUUCUUCUUGGCUCUUCUACAUGGAUACGUGAUACAAGAUUUUGCCAAACCAACUUGUCUGGACCAGACAUAUUGAAACUAAGUUAAGUGGGUCUUUUCCAGUGUGUUCACCUCAGUCCUUUCCUUGGUUCUUGAGUUAACCAGGUUUUUUUCUCCAGUGCAACUCAGUCUGCAGAUGUCUUGGUUAAAUCCAGUUCUGCCUCACUUUCUAAAAACAGUCAGACUCGCAUCUUGAUAUCCUUACGAACCUUUCGUUGACGCUGACAAGCUUCCGCAGUAUAGAUCGAGUCCUUCAUUUCAAGACUUUUUUUUGUCUCCUAACUUUGAGGACUUUCAAGCAGCAGUAGGCUGUAUUUCUGUAUGCAGUCCGUGAAUAUAGAUUAAGGUUUUGUUCGGUAACGUUUCUCUGGAUCUCCUGGAAUAUUCUCUUUUACCUGGUUUUCCCGAAUAGGGAAGCACAACAGCAAAAACCAAUCAUGAUGGACUGCUCGCUUCCUCUCCAGGUCCGCAUUAUUGGAAAACUCUGUUAAAUAAGCUUAUUUUAAUUUGCCUGCCAAAAGGCCAGGCAGGGCCUGUUUCUUGAUGUGCGUGUGUGUGUGUGAGUAUCUGCGGUGGAUGAUUUAAAUUUUGCAAAGGUGGACAUUUAUUUUGAAAGGACACAAGCUACUUUGAGCGGUGGCUUUCUUCAGUCUGUAGUUUAUGUAAAGAGGUAGCUUUGUCCUGAAAUAAUUACUACCACAGUUUGACUGCAGUAUUGAGAAGGAAUUACACGCAGUAUUGUUUUAUUUUAAUCCCCCCCCUCUUUUUCCCUGCCUGUGUUAUUCUAGGCUUUGUUAUCUUAACAAUACUCUGACAGUAUUUAGUUUGGAUACUUUCUGUCCACAGUUGGGUUUCCAAACAGGGUUCCUAUGUUUGUCUGCAAGAGCAAUGACAUUUAAACCACUUUUUUUCCCGUUUUUUUUGUUUGUAGAUUACAGGGCUCCACAGAAAAUUAGAGGAUUGAUAUGGUCUGGCGUUUCUGUACAAGAAGUGCAUAUGGAGGCAAUAAAUCCUGCACCUUGGGUAAUCGGGUCAAUAGACAUCCCGUAUCAAUCAUCUUUCGAAAUAUUUAAGACGCUUCCAAUGCUGAGCAGAAACAUUUCUGUCAAUCCUUUAUGUUGUGUUAACCCGAGAUAACCGUUUAAACCAUCUGCAUGGCCUACACGUGCAACUUUUAUUCUCAGCAAAACAAUCAAUGUGUGCACAUGUCAGCUCUGGUCUGUUCUGAUAAAGUGGACAGAAAGAAUGAAGAGGAGUCAGUUUAGUUCAGGCUGUAUUUUUGUCCACAUGUCAAAUUCCAUUUUCUUGAUACGAGUUAUGCAGAUAAUUGCAAUAAAUUAAUUAAGAGGGAUCCAGUCAGACCUUAGAAGCUGAAAACAAUUUCAGAAAAUGGGAUGAAAAUGUGACAUUUUUGAGAUUCAAACCCAUAAUCACAAAAUAAAAGUGCAAUAAAGAUAGCUGUCGAGUCCAUACUUCGGCCAGUGCCAGGUCAGAUAAUGUUUUUUUUUUUUUUCUUUUCGCAUAAGCCAUUUGGAAAAUUUCUAUCACCAAAGUGCACGAGAAGGGAAUAAGUUUAAAAACUCCAACGCUUGCAGUUGCUGUGCUAUGUUACUUUAACAUCGGAUGUUCGAGUUGGGAUCCAAGUUUAGAGUUGACCGCGCUGUAGUAGUCUGAAUGACAGGCUUAUUUUGUUCCCUAGCAAGGUAGAGUCAUUUGGCCAUAAACAGUGAAUUUGCAAUCUCCGACUUCCCUGAGGUGGUCUAACUGAGGUGUGAACUUGAGAUUUUCAUUUUCAGCUUCAGGUGGAACACAGCACGGGGCCGGUUUGUUGUGGUUUGUGGCCUCUGACGAACUCGUUGGUCUAAAACGGUUGUUGGAGAUUCCUACUUUUUGGAUCAACUCGAGCUAAGAGAAGUAUUUUGUUGCAAUUUUUGCACUGAUCAUUUGUGCAAUUAAUGUAGAACUGAUUUUAAUUAGGAACACGAUAUCAAAGUCUGCCCACCCUUUAAGGUACACAGUGGACACACUUCCCUUGUCAUUCUUCCGUCACGUUAACCUUAGCUAAGCAAACUUUCUGUGGCAGUCAUACAUCCAAAUGCCACGUAGGAACCCUGUCUAUAGCGUUGCCUUGUUUUGUUGUUUGACUGUCCAGCCGUCUGUCUGUCUGCCUGACCACACGCGUCUGUUACCAUGGCCUCAUGCUGCCUUUUUUUUUUUUUUUUAAAGACACAUUUACCUUUAAACCCUGACAAUCAAGGAUUGGGUCCUUUGCUUGCUAGUCAGGGAUCCUCUCUCUGAACCUUAGGAAACCUAAGAAGCGCUUUCAAAUCUGCAGUCAGCACACCACACGGUAGAGGUUAGAUACUAUUACUACUUCCACAGAUCAAGAAAUCCUCACCACCUCCUGUGAAUUAAAGUACCUGGGAUAGAGAAAUCCUUUUAGAGCUUUAGAGACAGAUUUGUGGAAACGCGUUUCAUCAGGAUGUGUUCGUCAGCUCGAAGCCGAACAUGUAAAUAAAUAAAGUGUAUAACACAAGUCCACUUUGCCACGUGGCAUCACUGUCAGUUUGUCAAAUUGGUACGCAGACUGUGUAGGGCUGCGGUCGCAUUGUGGUGUCGGUGGCACCACAAGGUUCCCGAAAAUGAGAAAGAUGAAAGAUUGUCGUCUAUUUUGAUACCAGAGGAGACAUUUAUUUUUGUAAAAAAGACUGAUUUCCUUCCCACUCUCCCGAGUCUACCUGUUGCCUGGAUGAUUCUCAAUGUGAUUGAGCAUUGACCAAUUAUUAAUGAUUAUUUGUAUAAUUGUACAUACACACAGUUUGCAAAGGACCGUGAUGCUAUGAGCCUAAACUGUUGUUGUUAUGCUUCUCUGUAAAAGGUUUUGGAUCUUGGGUUUUGUUUUUUGUUUUUUUCUUUCCUCUCUCCUCUUUGCUGUAACCUGAUGAAAAAUGAGAGAAAUGAGACCAAAGGGCAGACUGGAAAACCAGCGCUAUACUGGUCCACCAGGCAAACUGGAUCUUAUGAGAACUUCCAAUGCUCAAAUAAGAAGACAUAAUAAAUAUAAAUGUUGUGCAAUGAAAAAAUAAAAUAAAAUAUUCUCCUAACAAGGCUAAAUUUAAGUGUUGUGUUUACUGUUUACUUGUACUUUAAAACUAAUUAAAAGAAAAUGUAAUUUGGAGUUUUCUGAUGAACAGACUGAUAUUUGGACAUUCGAGCUGGUACAAAUUUGCAGGAAUCAAAGACACAAUGGUUGUGUUGCUGUCUUCAGUCCUCCCAGUGGCUUCUUUUUCUCUCAGAUUCUCAACGAAACCGAAUUUAUGUUGUGAAAUUCUCCGACUUUGCUUCCAAAACUUCACCUUUCCUGUGUCUUCAUGGUUCAGCUUCAAACCUGAGAAUUAGUCCACACUAAGAUCCACCAGUCACCAAGUAUCCUGUUAACAUUAGCUGACUGAAUCUAGAACGGUCGAGGGCUGAUAACACAUGAAGACGAUUGAUUUGUAUGCCUUGUCCUCCUGGCCUGUUUUCAGUGAGUAAUGUUUUAAUUAAAGUUGCUUUGUGUUAUAAGCUUGAACUGCGCAUCGACAUUUGCACUUUGAUCCUCUUCCUGUGUGACUGCUGCCAUACAGUGGAAGUGAACUGAACUCGAGCCUACUUUGAAUCAGCUUCUCUUCUUUUCUUCUUCUAGUAGAGACUGAUGCUGCUGUGGCGUGAUGUUCGCCCACAGAACAUAUAAUGGAGGAUAGACCUCAGGUUUCAUAAGGGGCUGUGGGGAAGGACUCAAGAUGGUCCAGAAUGAACGUGGUCCAAUGGAGCUACAACAAAAAAAAUUACAUUUUCUAGAAAAAAAAAGCUCUUUUUAUUUUCAAUAGAUACAGCAUAGGUUGGGUUUUUUUUUUUUUUUUAAUAUCUUUUAUGGGUGUCAGUUGUAAUGAAAUAACUUUAAAGCACCAUGAGCUGUUUUAAAACUUCCAAAAUUGAGAUUUUUAGGGAUGGAAGAGCAGCAGCAGAAUUUCUGGCAGCACCAUAUUAAUAGCCUCUUAAAGGCCCUGUCGUCAUGUACCCAAAUGUUUAGAGAAAUAUCUAUUCAUUUUAUGUAAAUGACAUUUUAGGUCAGAAAACUGAAACUUUUAUUAACUGAACUUUUAUUAAAUAAAUAAAUAAAUAAAAGCAGGAUUUCUGCUUUUAGGUGUUGAGAAGAAAAACUGAGACUUUGUCUUUUGGCAUCAUCAUGUACUUCUGAUUUCCUGUUUCGACGUCAGAUCGGCCAACCUUUUUAUAAAAUUCGGGUAAUAUCACCACAGGUUACUUUGGCAUGCUCUCGACAGCAGCUCGGCCUUUUCAUAGGAAGGAAAGUAUUUUUUUUAGAUUAAUAGAUUAAAAAAAUAAAUAACUGUGUAUGCAGACCCUUACAUUUUGUUUUUUCUUUUGCAUUAUCACUGGAGUCAAAGUAUUUUAAAUGAUACCCACCUUUCAUUUCCCAUUAAUACAUUAUUUCAAAUUAAGAAAUAUUUGGGAAAGUUAAGAUUUCUUGCUCACAUUAAAUUUAAUAUGAAUGCUUUAAUAAAGAUUAUUUCCUCAUUAAAAAUGAUGAAUUGAUUCAUCAACAGACAGGGAACAAAACCCACAAACAUCUGGAGCUUUGACCUUUCCUGCUGUUGAAGACAUGGACAGAAAAUUGCAACCCUCGUUUUGGACCUACGUUUUUAAUAAUAAUAAAUAAAUUUUGUAAUCAGCUUCAUGUAAUUGAAAUGAGAAUACAAAAGAAACAAUGUAAUCUCAAUAAACUUGCUUUUUGUGAUCACAAAGGUUUAAUUUAGAGGUAAUCAUCUAAACAUGGAAAUGUUGAACAUUAAUGUGAAAUGGUGAAGACUACAAACCAUAAAUGAGAUUAGGAGGCUGUGAUUCCACGAUACAAACCUUGUGAUUGGCAGUAAUUAUACGUAUGACACGGGGAAGAUGAGGUCCUUUAGAAGACUGAGGGGGGAAAAGGAGUUUUUCAAAAAUUCAAAGGGGGGACUGUUGUGUCACUGCCAGUAAUGACGUCUGAUUGGCUCUUUUGUUUAGGUAUUUUUCUUGUACGCUGUGAUUUGAUUGGUUGCCCAGUUUGUUUGUUUUUUUCCCCCCUUCUCGCCUUGCAUUUGUUUGGCUUCUUUACAGAAGUCUACUCCUUCUUCAA
Messenger RNA from Pelmatolapia mariae (spotted tilapia), 7290 nucleotides. RefSeq names its product RING finger protein 150-like. Bases 504 to 1838 code for a protein of 444 amino acids. The record is from RefSeq and is a predicted model, not a curated record. The transcript has 6 exons. Lineage: Eukaryota; Metazoa; Chordata; Actinopteri; Cichliformes; Cichlidae.